CUGAUCUAGCUUCCCGGGAGCCCGCCGGCUGCUCGCUGCUGCGGCUGCGCCUCCCGCUUCCCCGCGUCACCGCUGCCGCCAUGCCCGGAGGGCUGCUUCUCGGGGACGAAGCCCCCAACUUUGAGGCCAAUACCACCAUCGGCCGCAUCCGCUUCCACGAUUUCCUGGGAGACUCAUGGGGCAUCCUCUUUUCCCACCCACGGGACUUUACCCCAGUGUGCACCACAGAGCUUGGCAGAGCUGCAAAACUGGCGCCAGAGUUUGCCAAGAGGAAUGUUAAGUUGAUUGCUCUUUCAAUAGACAGUGUUGAGGACCAUCUUGCCUGGAGCAAGGACAUCAAUGCUUACAAUGGCGAUGAGCCCACAGAUAAGUUACCGUUUCCCAUCAUCGAUGACAAGGAGAGGGACCUUGCCAUCCUUUUGGGCAUGUUGGAUCCAGCAGAGAAGGAUGAAAAGGGCAUGCCUGUGACGGCCCGUGUGGUGUUUGUUUUCGGGCCUGACAAGAAACUGAAGCUGUCUAUCCUCUACCCGGCCACCACCGGCAGGAAUUUUGAUGAGAUUCUCAGAGUAAUUAAGUCUCUCCAGCUGACAGCAACCAAACGCGUCGCUACCCCGGUUGACUGGAAGGAAGGCGACAGCGUCAUGGUCCUUCCCACUAUCCCUGAAGAGGAAGCCAAACAGCUUUUCCCCAAAGGAGUCUUCACCAAAGAGCUCCCAUCUGGCAAGAAAUACCUCCGUUAUACCCCUCAGCCUUAAGUCCUUGUGGGAGUUGGGGCUGCGGCUGCUCCGGCGUGGUGGACCCAAGGAUACCAGCUGACAGUCGGGUGUCCAUGCACCGUUCAGUAAACAUCCCGGCGUGAUCACAGCCAAGGUCACUGUACUACUGGCUCAUUAAACGCAAAUGGCACCAAAACUUCCUUGGGAUUCUUUCCUCUGUGCCUUCACCAGCGUCCUGCCCCUCUGUCCAUCUCAGGGCUCCGCUGACUGGCUUUCUCUGAAAUACAUUCUGUAUUGGAGCCUCAGAUCUUGUCAGGUCUCUGCAGGGUUUGUGAUCAGCAAGCUAGCGUGUAGAGUGGUAGAGGAAGCUCACUCGGCCUCCUCACAGAAUGAUUAAAUUCACCUCCUGUAGCUUUCCUAGUUGAAUUUUCUGUUACCUGUUUUGGAGAAUAGUAAAAUGAGGGGAAACUUUCAAUUCUGUACUUUUGGGAAAUAACAAACUUGGGACAGCACAGGGCAAGUUCUGUUUUGAUAUAAACAAUCUGGUGAGUUUCUAUCAAGAGAGGACUCAGAGGCAAAGGAAGGAGGUGCACCCAAGGGUGUGAGCAAGAUAGCACAUGUCCCUCCUGGCGUUUCCUGUCAGUCCGCCCUCAUACGUGCAUGUGAACACACCUUGUAAAGACAGACAGUAACAGAAUGCUUUGCCACUAAACUGUCCUAACAGUAGGUUGCCGUUUUCUGAGUUCUGCUUUUUGGGGCUCAACAAAUAAAAUCCUUUGUUGAAACUGGA
Molecule: messenger RNA, 1506 nt
Organism: Peromyscus californicus insignis
Lineage: Eukaryota; Metazoa; Chordata; Mammalia; Rodentia; Cricetidae
Gene: Prdx6
Product: peroxiredoxin 6
Exons: 5
Coding region: 81-755 (224 amino acids)
Biological process (GO): cellular oxidant detoxification; cell redox homeostasis
Cellular component (GO): cytosol; mitochondrion
Molecular function (GO): peroxiredoxin activity
Source: RefSeq, a predicted model, not a curated record